AUGGUUACUACACCUCAACCUUUGUUCUACAAAUUUGUAGCAUGUGAAGAAAAUAGACACACCAGUGACUAUAUUGCAAUUGAACUUUGUACUGUCAUUGAAGAAAUUGGACCAGAAAAAGUUUAUGGAAUAACUACUGAUAACGCAGCAAAUAUGAGGGCUGCAUGGACAAUUGUUAAGGACAAAUAUCCUCAUAUCAAACAUACAGUUGUGCCUCUCAUUCUAUGCAAUUUUUUGCCAUGGAUGUUGAAAAACAAAAAAAAAUAUGCUACUCAUUUAAUACAAGUUAAGAAAAUAGUACAGUUUUUUAAAAACCAUCAUGUCGCUGCUCAUAUUUUUAGUAAGUAUCGCGAACAGUAUGGGAUUACUUCAACUCUAUCAACAUCUGUAGCUACACGUUGGGCUUCUAGUAUUAAAUCAAUUCAGCAGCUACAGAUAAAUAAAAAAGCUCUUAAAUCAAGUGUUGUUGAUGAAGAAAUUGCCUCUUCUAUACCAUCAAAUCAACAAAAUUUGUUUAAGCAAAUAGUAAAAUGGAUUCUGGAUGAAGAAGUAUUUUGGUUAAAAAAUCAACAUUUUAUAAAUUUGUUUUCACCAGUCUCCAAUUCAAUUACCAAAAUGGAGUCUGAUUCUUGUGAAUUUUCAGAAGUUUAUGAUGAGUUUAUGAAAGUAAAAAAACAUGUUGAGGAAAAUAAUUCAUCUUCUUUAAGUCUAAGUCAAAAUGAAAAAUCCAUAGUCGAAUUAAUUGAGCACCGUAUAAAUAAGGUCAUUACACCUACACAUCAUGCAUGCUAUUUACUUGAUCCAAGACACCAAGGAGAGAAUUUAAAAUCUGAAAAAGAAGACAAUGCUAUUGAUUUAAUUAAGUUGAUCUGGAAACAUUUAAAUAAUGUAGACAUGGAGCUUAAUAGUGAACAAGAAAGUAGUAUUAUAUCAGACAUUAUUAAUUUCAAAGCUAGAAGUGGUCCUUUUCAAAGUCGUUCAUCAUGGACAGCAAUUAACUCUAUAAAAAAUAACUCUAUUACAGCAGCAAAUUGGUGGAAAGGUAAUUUUAAAAACAAAAGUGUUCUAGCUGUUGUUGCUGAAGUACUGCUAACAUUACCAAGUUCUACAGCGUGUGCUGAACGUAAUUGGUCUGUUUGGGGAAAUAUCCAUUCAAAAAACCGUAAUAAACUUAAAACAUCUACAACUGGAAAAUUAGCAUCUGUUUACCAUAACCUUAGAUUGCUGAAAAAUAUGGAAAUAGAUACAGAGGACCAUAGAUACAAUGUGCAAAUUGAUAGUAAUUAA
This is a messenger RNA of Sipha flava (yellow sugarcane aphid), 1287 nucleotides long. RefSeq lists its product as uncharacterized. The record is from RefSeq and is a predicted model, not a curated record. The coding region runs from base 1 to 1287 and encodes 428 amino acids. Gene Ontology annotation, molecular function: protein dimerization activity. The transcript has a single exon. Lineage: Eukaryota; Metazoa; Arthropoda; Insecta; Hemiptera; Aphididae.